UUCAGAUUAUAAAGUAUACUCCAUGGAUGAUGAUAGGCGGGGAAUGAGGUGUGGCGGACCCGUCCUUAAAAAUCUUCAGGAAGAGGAAAGAAUGACCCACAGUCAGAACGAAUCCGACUCUGGAUACAGUAUAACCAGUGGAUCUCCUAACUCCCAUGAGGGUAUACUGGAUACUGAAGCAGGACCUGAUAUAGGAGAUAUGGACCAAUUUACAGAAGAGGAAUUCAGGCCCGCUACUGAGGUGUUCAGUGGUCAAGAUUUGGAUUUCUUAAACCAACAUGGAUCUGGGUCCAGUACUGUUUCUCAUCUAGCUCGUCAAAGCCUCUACGUGAAGUUUGACCCUUUGAUAGGUGGGCGACCCAGUGUACUAGGUUAGAAUAGAAAGCGAGGAACAGAUGAAGCAAGUUCUAGAAGAAUAUGAAAAAACCAUAUCAGAGCUGAUAGCUGAUAAUAAAGCAGAGAAAACUAAACUAGAGGAGGAGCUAAAGAAGAUCCAGGAAGAGAAGGAUCAGGCUACUGAGGAUCUAUUAGAGGAGCUAAAGAAGAUCCAGGAAGAGAAGGAUCAGGAGGAGCUAAAGAAGAUCCAGGAAGAGAAGGAUCAGGAUGCCGAGAUAGCUAAGCUGACUGCUCGCCUGCGUAAAGCUGAGAUGCAGGCUACUAGGUUGGAGAGGGAGGUGGACAUGAAGGCGAAGGAGAACCAGGAGCUCACCAAUAUAUGUGAUGAACUUAUCAGCAAGGUUGGAUCUUGACACAACACAAGUACAGACAAUCAGGCGCUGAGCGCUCAUCCCUCGAGUUCUCAGGAGUCGUAUAUCAUGCGUUCUAGACCACCUGGUUCUCCGGGAUAUACCAGGAUAUCAGGUCAACCUAGACCUGGUUCUCCUGAUUUUACAAGGAUAUCAGGACAACCUAGAUCUAGAUCCUCCACCUCACGUCCAGUAGAUCCUAGCUCCUCUCCUCUUCAACCCCACCACGUGACCCCCCGGCGUAUCCGUGAUUAUACUAGUGAUCAGGAGAGUAGGGAUAGAAA
This is a messenger RNA of Eurytemora carolleeae, 1030 nucleotides long. Its product is annotated as transforming acidic coiled-coil-containing protein 3. Gene Ontology annotation, biological process: cell population proliferation; mitotic spindle organization. Lineage: Eukaryota; Metazoa; Arthropoda; Copepoda; Calanoida; Temoridae. The record is from RefSeq and is a predicted model, not a curated record. Gene Ontology annotation, cellular component: cytoplasm.